Molecule: messenger RNA, 2135 nt
Organism: Merops nubicus (carmine bee-eater)
Lineage: Eukaryota; Metazoa; Chordata; Aves; Coraciiformes; Meropidae
Gene: PJA2
Product: praja ring finger 2, E3 ubiquitin protein ligase
Exons: 8
Source: RefSeq, a predicted model, not a curated record
AAUCUCUUGUAGCAAUGGGUCAAGAAGUAAGCAAAUUUGCACGGACUGACCCAGUGGAAGGAAAUCAGACCAGUGGAGGCUAUGGAAGAAGACACGUAUCUGUUUGCUUUAGAGCAUCUAUGAAUAACCAAGACAGAGACGAAUGUUCAGACAAUGAAGACUGUGAACGACCAGAAAUGGGGGAAGUUCAUGGGAAUUCUUUAGCUUUCUGUGAAGGUUCAAGUCCACUGGUUCAAAUUUCUCCUGGUUUAUUAGAUGAGCCUGUGUUAGAAAAUAUUGGAACUGGAGAACCAAUUUGCCAAGUUGUAUCAAGCCAAACUUUGCGAGUGAACACGCCACUAUUUUCUCAACUCCCUCAUGUUCUGGAAAGCAACCCAAUUUCAAGGAACUUUAUGAAUCCAUAUGAAAAUUCUGAGGACCUUGCAGGGUAUGCAUCUGGAGGAUGUAAUAGUUUGAAUGGUCAGCAUCGAACUGCAUUUGCAAAUUUUGACUCAUGUGAGCCAGAUAGCAAAGAUAAAGAGGAAGAUGAUGCUCAACACAAAUUUCCUAUGGCAAGAGAAGAACCAGAUGCAUUUCAGCAAACACUAGAUAACAUACAUUCUGAGGCAAAGAAACACACACAGUCUUUUACGGGCUUAGAGUCCCAAUUUCAUGCAUUCAACCACAGUGCUUGUAGAGAAUAUUGCAAAGAAGUGGAACCAGUGCCUUUAACAAGAUGUUUUAGUAUGGAUUCAGACUUGGCUUGCCCAAACAGGACAUUUGAAUAUUCUACUGGAUUUGAAGCUAUACAAAGAAGUAACCUGAGUGGUGCCAGUUAUGAAACAGAGCAGAUACAAAAUAUAGUGGAUGUUGAAAUCGGAGCCCAUGCAUCAACUGCUAAUGAACUAGAUAUCAGUGGUGGAAGAACUGACCAAGGAAAAUCACCUGAGCCAGUCGUGAGACCCAAAAUAAGAAAACAAAACAUUGCAAACCAGUUGGAGAGAGAGAAUCUUCUUGAUGAUGAAGAUGAUGAUGGAGGGGAAAGUGGUUCUUGGAGGAGAACUGAAAUUGCUGAAGACCAACAGGGCCCGACUCGGUGUGCCUUGCAAAUUAGCAAAGAAAAUAAGAGUUCUAGUAUUUUCUUUGACUUAAGAGAAUGUGAAGAUCAUCAGAAGCACACAGAAUUAUACCUAAGGAGAAAUGCAGCAGCUCAUGAACAAAAUGUUUCAGAUGAUAGCACUUUUUGGGAUGCAUUUCAAGACUGCAGCAGACACUUCUCCGACAAAGAUGAGGACAGGUCAGAAUGCAGUGAUGGAGAAUGUUGUACACCUUUGCCUAGCUAUUUUACUUCUUCAGAAGACGAACAGCUCUCAAGCGAUGAGAGCUGGAAGACAGUCCAAUUGGGAGACGAAGAGGAGCCUGACGUGCAGAGCAGCACCAGUAGCACCAGCAGUAGUAGUAGUGAAGAGAGCACAGAAGAAGAUGCUCUCCAGGAAGAGGAAGAGGCAUCACUGGAGGAAGGAGAGCUUCCUUGGUUCCUGUACUGGGAAGAAGAAGAAGAAAGUAGUAGUGAUGAGGAAGAAUUUCUGCAUGGAGAUCUUGUGCCUCGUGCAUUCAUCUUGUUGGCUGCAGUUGACCCUGGUGAUGGCUCCAGUGCAAGUGAAGACCCAGACUACGAAUGGAGAGUGCUUGGUGAGAUUGGCGGCAACAUACCACAUCAAGUUGUUUCUGGCAUGGAUCCUCAGAUUGUUGCAGUUUUUGCUGUAGAGGGACACUUUCAGCAAGCCAUGGAGGUUGCCCUGGCACAGUUGGAGGCUAUCGCAUUUGAAAGUGACGAAGCAGCUCCACCAGCUACUACAGAAAUCAUAGAUGCUCUGCCGCACAUUGUUGUCACAGAUGACCAUGAUGAUGAAGAGAAUUGUUGUACUAUCUGUUGCAGUGAGUAUGAGGAAGGUCAAAUCAUGACCGAGCUACCCUGUCAUCAUUUCUUUCACAGACUCUGUGUAGCUACCUGGUUACAACAGUCUGGAACUUGUCCAAUUUGUCGUCAUGUGCUUGCACGUGUGCGUCCGGAAGCAGCUGUUGCCCCUGAUCCCAAUCCAGCUGAUCAUGUUCCAGAACCUCCUAGUAACGAUGAUGAAGAAGCUUCAAACUAG